GAUAGACAGUCAGAGAGAGAGAGAAACUAAUAGUCUAAGCCAUAUCGAACCAUUGUCACAGGAGGUAUAUUCUUUUCCUCUGAUAUGAUGAACGCUGUAGCCGGAAAUGAUCUUUAAUCCAACAGCUUCCCCCUUUUUUAAUAAUCAGAUUUCACAACCCCCCCUUUAUCCACCAGGCUCAACAGUUGGCUUCAAAGUUGCAGCUCUUUUGUGAAAUAAGAAGGUGAAUGGGAGACCUGAAGAAGUUUUGGAUGAUUUGUGAAAGUGUGUAAACAUUAAGGUGUUCCAGUAUAUGUGGUCUUCAGUUCAAAUUUCUGUCUUUUCAACGGAAUGCAUCUGCUGCUGUUCAUUUCAUUCUGCCUCAGUCUCUGUUCCUCUGUGCUGAGUGCAGCAGUAACACCUCCAUGUAGUGCUGUAUACAGGGGCUUUGCUGAUUGUCUGGUCUCUCUGGGUGACAGUGUGAGCUCCAUGACUGAUAACCCACAGGACAUCAACUCCAUCUGCAAGUCAUGGGAUGCCUUCCAGGUGUGUGUGAGCGGUGUGUUGUCAGGUUGCCGUGGCGAUGCAGCAGAAAUUUGGGAAUCUUUAAGGGCAGAGUCCCGGAAAACAGCAUUUGCUGGGAACCUCUACGACAUGUGUGCCAGUCGUACUGAAGCUGUGACUGCAACCACACCUUUGGUUCCCAACACUGACCAAACCAAUCAGGAAACCCUCAAAGGACUCGCUCAUUCUGUCAGCCACUCAGUUAGUGAAGAGCUGCUCCUGACAUGCUUCUCUCUUCUCCUGCUGCUUCGGAUGUAACCUAUCAAUUUACAUAUCUGAACUGAUGCCAAUGACAGUGCUACAGGCACAUAUCUGCAUAGACUUCAUGCAGAAUUUAAUAUGUAAGCUCUUUGGUGAGAUAUUCAUGACAAAUGAUGUGUUUGCUUUUUUAAAAACAGUGACAAAAAUAUAGGCCUGGUUCUUACAACUAUGUUUUCUAUAGAAAUCAGUAAUGUUCUGUACUCAAAUCUACUGGUUUUGUACAUCAUUAAAUAUGUAGAUUGUGUAAAAAAAAAAUCAAAAACUGAUAUGUUAUAUCUAUGUUAUAUGUGUGCUAUAUGUGUGCUGAAGUUUUAACAAAAUAUAUUUAUAUCUGCAAUAAAGUUCAAAGCAAAAUGA
Messenger RNA from Ctenopharyngodon idella (grass carp), 1161 nucleotides. It is a transcript of the gene nrn1lb, whose product is annotated as neuritin 1-like b. The transcript is spliced from 3 exons. Bases 331 to 801 code for a protein of 156 amino acids. NCBI's taxonomy places the organism in Eukaryota, Metazoa, Chordata, Actinopteri, Cypriniformes, Xenocyprididae. Gene Ontology annotation, biological process: nervous system development; neuron projection extension. Gene Ontology annotation, cellular component: plasma membrane. The record is from RefSeq and is a predicted model, not a curated record.